Messenger RNA from Engraulis encrasicolus (European anchovy), 3207 nucleotides. RefSeq lists its product as uncharacterized. The coding region runs from base 1 to 3207 and encodes 1068 amino acids. The transcript has a single exon. The record is from RefSeq and is a predicted model, not a curated record. Lineage: Eukaryota; Metazoa; Chordata; Actinopteri; Clupeiformes; Engraulidae.
AUGAGCGCAGUCUGCAAAUGUGGCAAGGUCUGCAAAAAUCUGACAGAUCUUAAGAUACAUCAGACCAAGAUGCGCUGCUUAAGGAACCCUGUGGUGCAACGCACAGUGCCAGUACCCAGUACAGCAUCUGGUGAGACGGAGGAGGAUCCAGGCCCGGAGACACCCCACAGUGCCCAGAGCCUCCGUGCACCACCGGCGACACCCCAAAGCAGGCCAUCGGAACAUCGUCGAAUUUUGUGGCCCGCUACCAACAAGGAGUCGGAAUGGCAGCAGUUUGAUGUCGAUGUCGAUUCAGCCCUUGAAGCAACAGCAAAGGGUGAUGUAGAGCAGCGGCUCAGGACAAUGAGCACACUCAUAAUAUGCAUCGCAUCAGACAGGUUUGGCAUCAAGGACCAACAUGCCACCAAGACUUCAACAGCACCAAUUCCAAACCGGCGUGAGAAGAAGAUCUCUCAACUCAGAAAGGAGCUGAGGAUAUUAAGGAGCCAGUACAAGAAGGCUAACGACGAUGAGAAGGCAGCUUUGGCAGAGCUGAGGGGAGAGUGGCACAGGAAGAGGGGCAAAGAGAAGGCUCGCAAGCGCAGUGCCUUCAUUGCAAACCCAUUUGGUUUUACAAGGAAACUGCUGGGAGAGAAACGCAGUGGUCAGCUCUCGUGUCCAAAGGAAGACAUCAACCGCCACAUAAGUUACACCUACAGCGACAGCAUGAGAGACCAAGACCUCGGCCACUGUGAUGUCCUAGUAUGCCCCCCCGAACCCAGCACCCUGUUUGACAUCAGCGCACCUACCCUGAAGGAAGUCAAAGAAGUCAUCAAAGCUUCCAGAGCAGCAUCAGCACCAGGCCCAAGUGGGGUUCCAUACAAGGUCUUCAAGCAGUGUCCCCGCCUGCUGGAGCGCCUAUGGAAGAUCUUCAGAGUGAUCUGGAAGAAAGGGAAGGUACCCCAUCAGUGGAACUAUGCAGAAGGAGUAUGGAUCCCCAAGGUGGAGAACGCCAAGGACAUCGAGGAGUUCAGGUCAAUCUCCCUUCUCAGCGCAGAGUGCAAGGCCUUCUUCAAGAUCGUUUCCAAUCGCCUCAUGAGAUAUCUGCUCAAGAACUCCUACAUCGAUACCUCGGUGCAGAAAGGAGGAGUCCCAGGAGUCCCAGGGUGCAUCGAGCACACCGGUGUAGUGACCCAGCUGAUUCGUGAGGCGAGAGAGAGCAGGGGCGAUCUGGCAGUACUGUGGCUGGACCUUGCCAAUGCUUACGGGUCUAUUCCACACAAGCUGGUGGAAUUAUCCCUGUGUAAGUACCAUGUCCCAGAGAAAGUGCGCCACCUCAUCCUCGACUACUACGACCAUUUUAGUCUGAGGGUGUCUUCUGGGGCAACAACAUCAGAUUGGCAUCGUCUGGAAAAAGGAAUCAUCACGAUCUCUGUGUCUCUGUUUGCCCUCGCCAUGAACAUGCUCGUGAAGUCAGCAGAAGUGGAGUGUCGAGGACCACUGUCAAGAUCUGGUACCCGGCAGCCACCGAUAAGAGCAUUCAUGGAUGAUCUCACGGUAACCACAACAUCAGUGCCUGGAUGCAGAUGGCUCCUGCAAGGUCUGGACCGACUCAUCUCUUGGGCAAGAAUGAGUUUCAAGCCUGGGAAGUCCAGGUCCCUGGUCUUGAGGAAAGGGAAGGUGACGGACCGCUUCCGAUUCAGGCUGGGAGAUACCACCAUCCCAUCUGUAUCCGAGAAACCAGUGAAGAGCCUUGGAAAGCUCUUCACUGGCGAUCUGAAGGACACCAGGGCACGCCAGACCGCCAGUGAUGACCUCAACCAGUGGCUCUCAGCGGUAGACAAGAGUGGGCUUCCCGGGAAGUUCAAGGCCUGGAUCUACCAGCACAACAUCUUGCCUCGUCUCCUUUGGCCACUGCUAAUGUAUGAAAUCCCAGUCACAACCGUGGAGAGCUUUGAGCGAAAGAUCAGCCAGCACCUGCGCAGGUGGCUGGGCCUGCCACGUAGUCUGAGCAGUAUAGCACUGUUUGGACAUGGGACUAAGCUCCAGCUUCCGUUCAGCAGUGUCACCGAGGAGUUCAAGGUCGCCCGAGCCAGAGAGGUCCUGCUUUACAGAGACUCCUCUGAUGGGAAGGUAUCCUCAGCAGGGGUGGAGGUUCGCACAGGAAGGAAGUGGCGAGCCCAUGACGCAGUGGAGAGAGCAGAGGCAAGGCUGCGGCACAGUACCUUAGUAGGCACUGUGGCCACAGGGCGCGCAGGGCUGGGCAGCAUCCCGAAGCCUUGCUUCAGCAAAGCCAAAGGGAAGGAAAGGCGGAAGCUCAUACAGGAGGAGGUUCGGGCAGAGGUGGAAGAGGCUCGCCUCAGCAGAGUGGUGGGCAUGAGCAAGCAGGGGGCUUGGACCAAGUGGGAGCAUGUCACGAACCGCAAGAUCACAUGGACUGAGCUGUGGAAGGCGGAGCCACACCAUUUCAAGUUUCUUGUCCAGUCGGUUUACGACGUACUUCCAAGCCCUGCUAACUUGUUCACCUGGGGCCUGACAAACUCGCCGGUGUGUCAGCUCUGCCAGAAGAGAGGAUCUUUAGAACACAUCCUCAGCUGUUGCUCAAAGGCCUUGGGAGAUGGCAGAUAUCGUUGGCGCCACGACCAAGUCCUGCGGGCAAUAGCAGACACCAUUUGCACCGGCAUCAGUGUCAGCAAGGGGCAACAACCAACCAAGAGCGCAAUUGCUUUCGUCCGAGCAGGCGAGAGACCUCAACCCUCCAAGAAGACCCAAGGGGGCCUGCUCACUACAGCAAGGGACUGGCAGCUCUUGGUUGAUCUGGGGAGACAGUUGCGAUUCCCAGACAACAUCGCAUCUACGACACUCCGCCCUGAUAUGGUGUUGACGUCUACGUCCAGCAGGCAGGUGGUGCUCCUUGAGCUAACAGUUCCCUGGGAGGACCGAAUGGAGGAAGCUCAGGAGAGGAAGAGAGCAAAAUAUGCGGAUCUUGUGGCUGAGUGCCGGAGGAAUGGUUGGAGUGCCCGCUGCGAGCCAAUAGAGGUGGGUUGCAGAGGCUUCGCGGGCAGAUCCCUACACCGUGUCCUUGGGCUCCUUGGAAUUCGCGGACUGCACAGGAGAAGAGCCACCAAGAACAUCUUGGAAGCAGCAGAGAGGGCCUCACGGUGGCUCUGGUUGAGGAGGGGUGAGGCGUGGCGUAGUGCGCUACCUGGACACAAGUCGGGGAACUGA